Symbiodinium necroappetens is the source of this 699-nucleotide messenger RNA. The record is from the annotation of a GenBank genome assembly. NCBI's taxonomy places the organism in Eukaryota, Dinophyceae, Suessiales, Symbiodiniaceae.
AUGCAGGAUUUCGAGCCAUCGUUCGUGCAGGGUGUCAUGGAAACGGUAGUCCCAUACCUACUGGAUCACAGGCGGUACGGAAAGCAUUCUCAGAGAAUGCCGGACGCCGUCAAAUUCACAAAGCACCAACUGCGCAUCAUCAUCGACAAUUCGUACAAUGACAAGGACAAGGACACCCCCAGCAUGUGGCAUCAGAACAUCUACCACUGUGAUUUCAUCAGCAUCGUCCGUCCAGCGAUCGGCCAUAUCUCCGAUGCAGACACUCGUGCUAUUCUCAAAAGCAGUGUGUCUAUCGUCUUCGGCCACGACUCCAUAUUCAUUCGAUUCCCCUCCGAACGGGUUACAAGCGUGACUCGAUUCCCGUGGCAUUUGAAAGACAUUCGUUCAGAUAAGAGCAAGGCUGCUAUUCCCAACCGCAUUUUUGCGAGAAUGGAUGACAACGACGAGGCUGAUGAAAUGGACGUGGCAUCGGGGGAGGAAGAGUCGAGCGUUGCCGCAAAGUCUGCGCAUCUCAUCCUCGACCUUGACCACAAAGCCAUAGAGCGGGUCUACACAAAUGUCGACACAUUUCGAGCUCGUCAUGUUCAGUUGAAGGUCGUCCUCCAUAGCGAUGGCGCCCUCGCCUACAAGCUCAAGGUUCCAGGGGUGAUGCAUUGCAACGUGGUGGACAAGAAGAAACAGGUGAAAGCGAAUGGGAAG